Molecule: messenger RNA, 1569 nt
Organism: Olea europaea var. sylvestris
Lineage: Eukaryota; Viridiplantae; Streptophyta; Magnoliopsida; Lamiales; Oleaceae
Exons: 2
Coding region: 1-1569 (522 amino acids)
Molecular function (GO): zinc ion binding; nucleic acid binding
Source: RefSeq, a predicted model, not a curated record
AUGGAUAUGCAACGUCGGGGCAAGGCACUUAUCCGAUCUUGGAAGUGGAUGAAACAACUUAUGAUGAGCAGGUUCUUGCCACCUGAUUAUGAACAGUUCACAUUUCAAAGUUUACAGAAUUGUGUGCAGGGAAACAGAUCAGUUGUAGACUAUACUGAGGAAUGGUCCAGACUUUCUGUUCGGAAUAAUCUAAGCGAGUCAGAGGUGAAACAGGUUUCCAGGUAUUUGGGAGGAUUAAAGCCAUCCAUUCGAGAUAAGAUUGGACUGUAUGUGGUGUGGACGGUAGAUGAGGCGCAUAACCUGGCACUAAAAGUAGAAUUGAUGGAGAAAACGUUCGCUCGUUCUUCCAACUAUAAGAAGGACAUGUGUGAGUCAUCUUACACAAUGGCGAAUAGAGGUAGAUUCACUCCUGGUGAAGUCCAUACUCCUUCUAAGUCUGUUGCUGAUCAGGCCCAAAGAAGUGUUAUCCCCAAUAAUAACCACGCUGGGACUCGCCCAGCAACAUUAGCAAAGGAAGCCCCGCGAGCGCCAAAUUCAUAUACUAAACCUGCUGGUUUUAAGUGCUACAGAUGUGGCCAACUGGGUCAUCGCUCGAAUGAAUGUCCAGCCAAGAGGUCAGUGAAUUUUGUGGAUGCUGGAGAGGAUGGUGAAGAGGAGCAGUAUGUGGAGGAAGGGGCUAAAGUGGAGGAACUAUUGGAUGGAGCAAAAAUUGUAGAAGAGCAAGGAGAGUUUGUAAACUGUGUGGUUAAGCAUGUCAUGUGCUCAACAAAGGUGGAGGAGUCCUUGCAGAGAAAUAAUAUUUUUAAGGUUGAGAAGCAUCUGAAACCUUAUGUGAUUGGGUGGAUUCAGAAGGGGCCUAAGGUGAGUGUGACAGAAGUUUGUAAAGUCCCUAUCUCAAUUGGCCAGCACUACCAAGAUGAAGUGGUUUGCGAUGUCGUAGACACGGAUGCUAGCCAUGUGUUGUUGGGGCAUCCUUGGCAGUUUAAGGUGGAUGUGGCCUAUAGGGAGCAUGAUAAUGUGUAUGUUUUCAAUUGGAAGGGUAAAAAAAUUGCCAUGGUCCCAAAACGAAACCCAACUGUCCCUACUAUGGUUACCAAAGAAGGUCAACCUCUACUUUCUUUAGUAACUUCAGUAGCUGAUUUCGAGUCAGAGGUGAAGGAAGCACAGGAGGUCCAUGUGGUGGUAGUACGAGCCCUCAUGAUAGAGGAGAAAAAUCAAUCUGAGGUGGUGAUACCAGGAGCGGUGCAGUCCCUUUUGGAUGAGUUCAGCGAGCUGGUAUCUGAUGAGUUACCAGAUGACCUCCCACCUUUGAGAGACAUUCAGCACAGUAUUGACCUGGUGCCUGGAGCAAGUUUGCCGAAUAUGCCUCAUUAUCGGAUGAGUUCGAAGGAAAAUCAGAUCUUGCAGGAGAAGGUAGAGGAGUUACUGAAGAAGGGGUUUAUUCGUGAGAGCAUGAACCCUUGCGCUGUGCCUACCUUAUUGGUCCCAAAGAAAGCGGCAGUUGGAGGAUGUACGUUGAUAGUCGCGCUAUUAAUAAAAUCACUGUUCGAUAUAGCUUCCCAAUUCUGA